Molecule: messenger RNA, 933 nt
Organism: Eupeodes corollae
Lineage: Eukaryota; Metazoa; Arthropoda; Insecta; Diptera; Syrphidae
Gene: snf
Product: U1 small nuclear ribonucleoprotein A
Exons: 2
Coding region: 144-794 (216 amino acids)
Biological process (GO): mRNA splicing, via spliceosome
Cellular component (GO): U1 snRNP
Molecular function (GO): U1 snRNA binding
Source: RefSeq, a predicted model, not a curated record
CGAACACAAAUGUGGUCCGGUGUUUUUUGAUAUAUUCUUCCAAGCUAAAAAUUUGUUGGUUGUUAAUUCAAUAAUCGUUUACAACAUUUUUGAUAAAAGAAUUAUUUAUUAAAAACUGAAAAACAAAAUAUAAAUAAACUUAAAUGAUGGACGUGAGACCAAAUCAAACCAUUUACAUUAAUAAUCUUAAUGAAAAAAUCAAAAAAGAAGAACUCAAAAAAUCGCUCUACGCUAUCUUUUCACAAUUCGGACAAAUAUUGGACAUCGUUGCUCUGAAAACGCUUAAAAUGCGAGGCCAAGCUUUUGUUAUAUUCAAAGAAAUCUCAAGCGCUUCGAAUGCCUUGCGUACAAUGCAAGGUUUUCCAUUUUACGAUAAACCCAUGAGAAUUGCAUAUUCGAAAACAGACAGCGAUGUAGUUGCCAAAAUAAAGGGAACCUUCAAAGAGCGACCCAAAAAGGUUAAACCGCCAAAGGCUCCAGCUACCGAAGAAAAGAAAGAUAAAAAGAAAAAGACUGGAGGUGCAGAAAAUGCGGCAUCUAACUCAACAGCCGAACAACCUCCUAAUCAAAUUCUUUUCCUUACUAAUUUGCCUGAAGAAACAAACGAGAUGAUGCUUUCGAUGUUGUUCAAUCAAUUCCCUGGAUUCAAGGAAGUGCGAUUGGUGCCUAAUAGGCAUGAUAUUGCAUUCGUGGAGUUCGCCACAGAGCUCCAGAGUAGCGCUGCUAAGGAAGCGCUUCAAGGAUUCAAGAUUACUCCAACGCACGCGAUGAAAAUUACUUUCGCCAAAAAGUAAACGUAUAGCAAUAAAUUUUACAAAAAAAAUUGUUUUUUUUUAUUCACUUAAAACGUUGAGAUUUUUUAAGUGACUAAUCAUCGAGACAACCAAAGAUUCUCUCUAAAAAUGAUCUCAUGAAUAAAUCGUUGAUAUUGUA